Amoebophrya sp. A120 is the source of this 5885-nucleotide messenger RNA. Lineage: Eukaryota; Dinophyceae; Syndiniales; Amoebophryaceae. The record is from the annotation of a GenBank genome assembly.
CGGAACGGGAACAAGAACAAGUUGAGGACGAUGAAGGUGAGGAUGACUUGUACGAGGAUGCAGUUGAGAGUGAUGAUGUUGACAUAUGAAUUGCAAAAGUAUCGUACUAGUAUAAAUGGCAUUACAAAUUUGCUCAGCAUGAAAGCUAGAACUUGUCAUGCUGUUUUACUUUAAGAACAAAACUUGUCCUGCAUAGUUGCAAUUACUACGAGUACGAUACUUUUGCACAGGAUAUGACAAGGAUGAUGACUACGAGGACGCCAUGGAAGAUGAUGCUGGUGAAGAGGAAGAUCAGUCUAUGCAAGAAAAAAACUGUGUAAGUGUAAAUCUGUGAUGCAGAAAAUGCAAAACAGUUACACUUGUCAUGCUGGAGAUGCGUCAUAGGCUACUAUCAUGCGUGUUUCCACUUACUAGCUGCGCAUGACAGGUUUUCCCUGUAAUGCAAAAUGCUUUUCCUACAAAGUUACACUUAAAAAGUUUUUCUCCUGGAUACAGUCAGCCACCAUCCUGGAGAAGAUCAACGGGAUCACGAAAAAAGUGAAACGGGACCUGGAAACCGUAUGGAUUGUAUAAAAUGUCUGGGUCUUCUUGGAAGUUGCGAGAUUUGUCAUGCUUGUCUGGCAUGACCAAAAAGUUUGUGAUGCGUGUCCAAGAAGAGACACUUUUGCUUGUCAUGCAAAACGCAUUUUGUCAUGCGGAAAGCGCAACACUAAGUAGCGCAAAUAUUUCUCAUGCUUGACUGUGCAUUACAGAGAAUUCACUAUUCACAACUCAGCAUUACAAGUUAUUUCGAGACCCAGACAUAGUUGCAUUCGAUAAACCGUGAAGAAAAACCAAAUCUCCAACGACGACGAAGUGGAGCCCGGGAGUGGGGUGGUGGAUGGGGAAGAUGAAAUGGCGAGGGACAUGGCAAAACGAAUUGACAAGGCUGUGGUGGUGGUUCAUAAAACUAAAACCUCAAGCGAGGAGGUGCGCGGAGUUGUGGACGAUCAGGAUGAUGAUGAAGAUCAAGACGACACAUUCUCUUCCACCUCCUUAUGGAGUUCUCAAAUGUUACAUUCUCAACUGUUACAUGAUUUGUCAUGCAAAAUGACCAUGACCCGCCAGACGAUCAAGCUGCUUCGCAUGACAAUUUCUCGGAAGGCUAAGUAGCACUGUAAUCCGGAUCAAACCUGUAAUGCAAGACGCGCAAGGUUCUCCCUCUCACCUGUGCUAGUCUUGCAUUACAAAUUCAUGUAACAGUUGAGAAUGUAACGUUUGAGAACGCCAUACUCCUCUUUCACCGAGUUUCACUUCCACCUGAACCAAAAACACCAGUUCAAACUGUCCCUCCUGCACGAAAAAGUCCUCGAAAAGCGGCAGAAAUCAGAUUCCUACAGCGCGAUGAGUGAUUUCAUGAUCUCCGGGAUGAAAACCGCUUUCAGCUACAUCCGAACCAAUUACCUUCCGAAGUGCCCGGAGGGAAAUCAAGCGAGUGAGACCCAGAUGGCGCAGGCGAUUGACUCGUCUUCGCAGUUGGUGGAAAGCCUCCCGUUCUGGUCGACGUUUCAGCAGUAUUUGAAAUCGGUCAGUGAAGUGCAGCUGCGGGGAUUGGUGAGGUCUACGGUUGAAAUAUCAAAUGUAAAAAUGUCUGGGUCUGGAAGAGUGCAUGUUUGUCAUGCUUGUCUGGCAUAACUCUCAAAUCUGUCAUGCACGUUACCCAAGAGCGCCACUUUUCUGUCAUGCAGACACGCAGUUUGUCAUGCAGAAUAGGCAACACCUAGAAGCUCAGAAACUUGUCAUACUGAGCCAGCACUUGUGGCCUCCUCACGAUACGCCACCCAGCAUCACAAGUUUCCAGACCCAGACAUUUUUGCACUUGAUAUGAAAAGGUGAUUGACGUGAUUGGCAGUGGGCUGUUUGAAACGGUCAUCCCUUUUUUGGUUUCGCUACCAGUCUAUCAACUGCAAAUAUGUCUGGGUCUGGAACGAUGCAGCUUGUGAUGCUAAAUUUGGAUCAUGGAAAAAUUUGUGUUGCAUGAUUACCAAAAGCUGUCCAGUUUUGACCAAGUUAGGCGGGAGUUUCUCAUGCAGGGUAGGCAUGAUACAGAUCUCACAGGAGAAUCUGUCAUGCUAGAUCCUGCAUUCCAGACCUCAUGUGUCAUGUUGGACCUGCAUGAGAAGUCUAGUCUUGCACUCUUCUAGACCCAGACAUAUUUGCAUUUGAUACAAUCGUUGGAAACGCGAUUUCCUCGAUCAAGCCGGGGAUUCGUGUACCCUAUGUAAAAACGCCCCCAUCCCAUAGUCAAGUUGGUAAAUCUGCAACAGAAAUCUCCAGGCUUUGGGAGUUGUGCAUGACAAGUUCCCAUCUGCAGUGUAAUACGGGAGGCCGCAUGAGAGAGCCAUUUUCUGAUCCUGUCUACAGCAUUGCAAAUGUUAGGACACGAUUGCAAGUACGUUUCAUGGAGAUGCGCAUUACAAAUGUUCCUGUCAUUGCGCAUUUGCAUAACAGCUCUUGGGUGGGGACGUUUUUACAUAGGAUACCGUGCGGCGUUUAAUUACGUCGCGGAGAAGAUUUUGGAGCAGGCCGAGAGAAUCGAGGACUGGCUGGCGGGAUUCGGGGAAGACCUAGGGGAGAAGUUGGUGAACAUGUUCCUCGAGCGGGUUCCGUGUCUGAACCUCGUGGAUUAUCAAAUGUGAUUUAUCUCUGGGUCUGGCAGAAGGCUAAUGUUUGUGAUGCACCACAUUUAUUUCCAUGGCCCACGGCCACGCCCAGCCGCAGCCCCAUAAGUAGCUCUGUGAUGCAGGUCCUAGGAGGUGAUGCUUUCGCUUUGCUGUGCCUGUUCUGCGUGAGAAAUUUUGUUUCAGUGCGGCCAAAAAUACACAGCGUUAGUUACUCACGCAAGACAAAUUUUUGUGUUGUCGAGAGGACGCAUCACAGACUUGCACUCUACUUCCAGACCCAGGCAUACUCGCAAUGCAUAUGGAUCAGAUGGAGGAGUGGAUCUUGGGUCAGGCGGAAAUGGACGACAUGACCGAGGCGGCGCUGACGAAGGAGAAGGAGGAUGCAGAGGAGGAUGAUGCAAAUCUUGACGACAGCGCUCCUGCGGGUAGCACAACUACAGCAGAGGAAUAUGAUGACUAUGAUGACGAUACAACGGACGAUGAUCACGACAACGUCUUUGUAGCUGAAGAAGAAGAUGAUGACGACGAGGACCAAAACUUCUCUACUUCCGGCUUUGUUCAAAAGCGGAUGCAAAUGGACCGGUUUUUGCGCGGUAUCCAAGACGACGUGGUAGGUGGACACCAAAAGCAAGGAGAAGAACACUUCGACGAUGAGACCGGCCCUAACGACGACGACGACGAAGCGUUUGCGAAGGACAUCGUGUCGGUCAAGUUGCUGCGUCGCUUGAAUGUGCAUGCUGGAACAACUAAUGUUGCUGACCUGCAAGAACACGACUACAACCUCGAUGUUGGCUUUAUUUCCACCAACAACCUGACCCUGCUCGAGACGUCGUCAAGGUCGUACACCGCAGCACUCGUCACUGAAACAAGCAAAUUCCAGAUGAAACAGAAGAUGAAUCUGGACACGUUUUUCGCCAAGUUCAACGAGGUGAAAGAGCACAUCGUCAGUGAAAUCGGGAGCAAACUACCGGAAUUCGUUGACAAAGUGUCGGAACUUGUGCAAAGCACCUUCCAGGCCCCGUUGAAGACCCUACUGAGCAACAACAUUCUCGCCAGUAUGAUUGCGAUGCUCGGGAAGGGCUUUUGCCGGAUCGUGGUGAUGGCGUUUCAAGCGGCCAUGCCCUUUGUCAGCACCGCUGCCACCACCGCGGGGAACACGAUGCUUGGGGAAGCCAACAUGAAGAUGAUUACGAGCGCUGCGUCCACGGUGAUGCCGUGGCUGAUCUCGAAUUUCCUGUACGAGGCAACCCCGAUUCACAACGCGUUGAAAAUAUGCAUUGCAAAUAUGUCUGGGUCUGGAAGAGUGCAACUUGUGAUGCUGCAUUUGGAUGCUGAAAAAAAUCUGUAUUGCAUGAGGAGCAAGAGGAGUCAAAUUUGGCUACGGGGAGAGGGCAUCUGUCAUGCGGGAUGCGCAUCGAUAAGCGCUGAAAAAACCUGUGAUGCGAGAGCAUACAUCACAGACAUCAUGGAUCAUGGAAAAUGUGCAUAACAAACAGACAUAUUUGCAUUCGAUAGAAAAUGCUCGUUGACAAGCUGCUCGCGGACGAAACGAUCAAGGGCAUUUUUGACGCGGUCGCCGAAGUAUGAGAGUGCACAACUCCCCCUCCCCCUGAUUCGUAUUGCAUGAGCAGCAAUAGAAACACCAGCGCACAUGGAGCCUGCUGCGCAUGACAAGCUCAUGCGCGUCAUGUAGUACUGUUUAGGCUUUUAGAAUCUGUCAUGCAUAAUAGUAACGCAAGGGAGCACUUGGAUACUCAUGGGAUUUUGCAUGAGAAAUGAAAACGAGGGGGAGUUGUGCACUGUUAUACGAAGUGAUGGAGAAGCUGAAGGGCAUUGGCGCGUUUUCCCUGUUUACCGACGCGUUAGAACAGGCUUGGAACUCGAUUAAGUCGAAGUUGACCGGGGCAGAUUUGCCGAGCGAAGAGGUGACAAAUGAGGUCGAGAAGGAACACGAAAAUGCGCUGAGUGCCCUGAUAUGAAGUGCAAAAGUAUCGUACUGGUAGAAGCAAAGCGCAUGACAAAUUUUCUGAGCGUGAGAAAUGAGCUUGGUAAUGCGGAUUUACCUCAAGGAGGAGAUCGAGAUUCAGAUUUGCAUUUGUAAUGCAUGACUUCGAUUAUUAAGUACUAGCACUAGGAGUGCGAUACUUUUGCCAUGCAUACCUGACCUUCACCAAAGAAGACCUAAUCGAGGAGGAGCUCGCGACCGAGUGCCCCAGCGGCUACGAGCCGCUGGCGGAUUCCGACGAGUGCGUUAUCAAAUGCAAAGAAAUAUGUCUUGGUCUGGAAAUUUGUGAUGCUGGGUGGCGUAUCAUGAGGAGGCCACAAGUGGGCUGGCCCAGCAUGACAAGUUUCUGAGCUUCUUUGGUGUUGCCUAUUCUGCAUGGCAAACUGCGUCUCUGCAUGACAGAAGAGUGGGGCUCUUGGGUAACGAGCAUGACAGAUUUCAGAGUCAUGCCAGACAAGCAUGACAAACUUGCAUUCUUCCAGACCCAGACAUAUUUGCAUUUGAUAUGCGUGGCGGCGAUGCGACUGCUCUACCCCCCGGAUCUGACGCUCGCGGAGUCGGAGCGCAAACCGUGGAACCAAGUGGGUUUGAGCAAAGCGGAGAAAAUUGCCGUCAUCAGCGAGAGGAACGUACCUCUCGGGUGCUUGAAAAAGUGGGACAUGGUGAAGCGUGAGUACACGCUGGAAUACAAUCGAGAGGAGGAGGAUGACGUUGCCGCGGGAAGGCAUUUGCAGAAAGUGAAUCUGAUUUGUGUUAAGGUUUAAAGAUCAUCAUGACGUUCGCGAUUAAGAAGCAUUAUUUUCUUUCACUCAAGAACGAGAACUACAUUGUACAUUCACAUUCAAGAAGUGGGGUCUGUUUCCUAGUUUUCAGAAAUUUUAUUGCAUCCGUUGUUUUGAGUUUAUCCUUAUUUUUUGUAAAAGAUUGAGAUGUACAAUUAUCAGUAUCAACAUAAAGUUAUUUGCGUUUCGCUUUCGGAUUUUUGAUCAAUUUGCACAGCUUGCUAUUUAAGUACAUGAUUUUCAGUUUCAACACUAUACCACAUUUUUGUUCAUUCAUCACUUUCCCUUAUUUUCGAGGCUUUCCUUUUUAGCAAGAAUUACACCACAUCUUCAUUUUCAAAAUUUUUUGUUGUAACAGUUGCAGUUGGGUUUUCUUUCUUCUCUUUCUUUUUUAUAUCGCACAACGUACUUUCGCUUUAUUUCAGACAAGCUUUU